Messenger RNA from Chilo suppressalis (striped riceborer), 753 nucleotides. Lineage: Eukaryota; Metazoa; Arthropoda; Insecta; Lepidoptera; Crambidae. The record is from the annotation of a GenBank genome assembly.
AUUUGUGUAGAAAGAAAUAAAGUAAUGGUCUUGCGUAUCCUCUCAAUACGAGAGACACGUUUACAGAUUGAACACCGCCUCAUGCAAAAUCCAGAUGCGCCAAGCGCUCGGCUUUGUCGGCUUCCGACGCCGAGUGCUUUUCGCUGUGCCUGGGCGCCGGGCCUCUGUGGUGGUCCUGAUGUCCCUGCUCACGACUCUGCACCGCCCGGAGGGGUGAAUAGCGGGGCUUCGAGCCCCGCUACCCCAUCCACCCCAGUACACGACGAAAACAACCGUGACUUGUUGGUAGCCUUGCUAUGGGCCAGCGCGAGUUCCCUCACCGGCAGCUCGGAGAGUCUCGUCACCGACUCCGGCGCGCGGUCACCCAUCCACGCGCAGUCGCAGCAGGAGGCUAUAAGCAAGAUUCUGGAGCGCAAAGACCGACAGCCGACGAAGAUCGAUUUCAAGAUAUUCCUCACUGAGAACACCAUGGUCCGCUGGGAAGCUGUAGUGCAAGGGAAUACUAUUUACCUGCGAGUACCUGGUGUUCUUCAGUCCGGCAGUAAGGAGAGCUUCAUGCUACUCCUAGACUUCGCCGAGGAAAGGCUGGCUUGCAACAACUGCAUCAUAUGCGUUCUGAAGACACGCCCGGAUCGGGCGACGCUCCUUCGCACCUUCAUGUUUAUGGGUUUCCAAGUACUGCCCCCGAAUUCGCCCAUAAUGCAGGAAAUCAACAACCCAGAUUACAUAUUCUUGCACUACAAUAUGCAGUAA